This is a messenger RNA of Stereum hirsutum FP-91666 SS1, 469 nucleotides long. RefSeq lists its product as uncharacterized. The transcript is spliced from 3 exons. The record is from RefSeq and is a predicted model, not a curated record. Gene Ontology annotation, biological process: cellular heat acclimation. Bases 29 to 412 code for a protein of 127 amino acids. Gene Ontology annotation, cellular component: cytosol; nucleus. Gene Ontology annotation, molecular function: transcription corepressor activity. Lineage: Eukaryota; Fungi; Basidiomycota; Agaricomycetes; Russulales; Stereaceae.
CUCUCUGUGGCACUCAACUGAACUCAGGAUGGCGUCUUCAGCUGCCUUACCACUCAAAGUAACAUCAACCCCUUCCAAGCCAGAGCGUACUACUACCCCCGCCGCAACUGCAUCGACUGUUGGCAAGCAGACCAGUGGGGUCUCUGACCCCUCUGAUAUAUCUAGCCCUCACGAACUGACUGCUUAUGUGGAGAAUCUCUUGGAGCAACUCGACGCCAAGUUCGACGACAUGUCGUCGCAGAUCCUCGACCGCAUGAUGCAGAUGUCUGGUCGUGUGGACGCACUGGAGGCCUCUAUUCAGGAUAUCAUCAAUGGUGAUACCAAUCCGGCUAACAGCCUGCCAUCGUCACCCGCAGCGACGGCGACGAAUACACCAGGCCCUCCCCGACGGAGCGGGAGUACCGCGUCGUGAUCCUUGGAUUGUUAUGUUUCAGCUUGUACAACGUAAACCAUAGCAUUUACAAAUUUC